Thlaspi arvense is the source of this 1101-nucleotide messenger RNA. NCBI's taxonomy places the organism in Eukaryota, Viridiplantae, Streptophyta, Magnoliopsida, Brassicales, Brassicaceae. The record is from the annotation of a GenBank genome assembly.
AAAUUCCCGAGGCAAAUGAGAUCAUUCACCAUGCCUAUUCUUCUCCCCACCUCUUCCUUCAAAACGACGGCCACCGUCGUCAUCGCCGGCGUUUUCUCUGUUGCAACGGCGGUGCUUUUCACCGUUCCUUCAGUCUCGCAUUUCGCGGCGUCCUGUUUUCCGAUCAUUUACGAUAACACCGUCUUCCUCCUAAAGCCACCGUAUCUUUACUUAGUCAUCAAUUGCAUCAUCAUCUCCAUCGUCGCUACAUCGAAGCUCACCCAGAAAUCGGCUUCCACUAUCGAUGAUUCUGAUUUCUCCGUAGAAGUUACGCCGGUUACGGUAGUACCGGUACCUUCUGAUAUAACCAUCGGUUAUUUAAACGUUGCUUCUGAUUAUACCGGAUUUGUCGAGAGUAAUUCGCCGGUUGAUCCGGCGGUGGAAGAUGUUCAGAAAUUUCCUGAAGUCAUCGCUGAUGAUAAGGUGAUAGUCGAUGAUGGAGAUAAUCAACAGACGGAGACGGAGAAUCCAAAACUGAGCUCCGAUUCUCCAGAGCCGGACACGGAGAAGCCGAAACCGGAGAGUGAUUCGCCGGAGAUUUCGAUUCUGAAGAAUACGAGGAAACCGCCGAGAUUCGGUCACGCAAAAUCGCUUAAGAAUAUUCCAGAAGGUGGAAAUAAAAAGUCGGCGUUAGGAGUAUCAAAGCCACCGAGGAGGCAAGACACGCUGGAGACGACGUGGAAGAAGAUAACGGAAGGACGUUCGACGCCGUUAACGAAGCACUUGACGAAAUCCGACACGUGGCAGGAAAGGACGCACGUGCAGAGCUCAAAGGAGAAGAUGACCAAGUCCGAGAACUUAAAUGACGUAAACGCCCCUACGGAGGAGGAGGAGGAGACGCUGCUGCGGAAAACGCGGCUGAAACGCGAGCCGUCGCCGGGUCAGGAGGAGCUGAAUCGGCGUGUAGAAGCGUUUAUAAAAAAGUUCAACGAAGAGAUGAGAUUGCAAAGACUAGAAUCUUUAGCUAAGUAUAACGAAAUGGUAAAUGGAGGGACUCCUGUCAAUGAACACGAGAAAAGGACGGCACCACCGGCACAGUCGCAAAAGUUGACUCUUUUUUAG